CUUUUAAUUGUUGCUUCUAAGUGACAUAUUAUCUUCAUGUAUAAAUAUAUUACAAUUCGACAAACAGAAUUUGAAGCAGGCGUGAUACUUUCGGUAGAAUAAAAGAUGGCGUGUCCCUUAUCAGGUGGUAUUGCUAGAAGAAAAAAUGGCGUGUCCCUUAUCAGGUGGUAUUGCAGAAGAUCAUGAGACUGAUCAUCAAGAGACUGAUCAGUUGGCCGAAGGUUCGGGUAUGCUUUACGGUGAAUACCUUCGAUUGGAUAAAAUCUUAACCGCACAAAGGUUACUAAGCGUCGAAUACAACAAGGAAGUGCACGAUGAGCAUCUUUUUAUCAUCACUCAUCAGGCGUAUGAACUCUGGUUCAAACAAAUUAUCUACGAAUUGGACUCGGUCAGAGUACUUUUCAACUCCGAACCAAGCAGCUAUGAUUUCAAUGGUACCUCUAACAAUCUCACUGCUCUCCAGAAGACUCGAAUUUCCCAAGUUCUGAACGAAUCAAGAACGCUGGAAAUCUUGAAGAGAUUAAACCGCAUCGUUCUCAUAUUAAAAUUGCUAGUGGACCAAGUAACAAUUUUGGAAACCAUGACGCCACUGGAUUUUAUGGCAUUUAGAGAGUACCUAUGCCCAGCUUCGGGUUUUCAAUCGCUACAGUUUCGUUUAUUGGAAAAUAAGUUGGGUAUAAAACAGGAGCAUAGAGUCAAGUAUAAUCAAAGUUACGCCAGAGCAUUCGGAAGGGAUCCAAAAGCUAUCGAAGCGAUUAAACGUUCGGAAGAUGAACCUAGUCUCAGUUGCCUUGUUCAGAAAUGGUUAGCAAGGACACCGGGUCUAGAACCUCAUGACUUUGAUUUCUGGGGGAAAUACAAAAAAUCCGUCGAGGAACUCCUCGUCGAGCAGGAGCAACUUGCUCAAAAACAUGCGAAGGAACAAGACAGAAAUUAUCAUUUGGCAAAUGUACGUUCUCGGAAAGCAGUAUUCGAGACGAUCUUCAACGAAUCUCUUCAUAAUGCGCUCGUAUCUCGAGGAGAGAGAAAAUUCGAGUUCGGCGCUCUUCAAGGUGCGGUGAUGAUUACGUUAUACCGCGACGAACCAAGGUUUAGUCAACCUCAUCAAAUUUUGACCGCAUUAAUGGAUAUCGAUUCUCUAAUUACUAAAUGGAGAUAUAAUCAUGUUCUGAUGGUUCAAAGAAUGAUUGGUUCCCAACAACUUGGAACCGGAGGAUCUUCGGGAUAUCAAUACUUAAAAUCUACUUUAAGUGACCGGUAUAAAGUAUUUUUAGACUUAUUUAAUUUGUCCACAUUUUUAAUACCUCGCCAUAUGAUUCCGCCGUUAACGAAACAAAUGAAGACAAAAUUAUCCAUUGACUGUAACGGAUGGAAUCCUGAUGAUAAUCAAAACAAUUCUGGAUGUACAGUGGAUGAUACAUAGAAAAAUAAGGCUUGAUACCAUGAAUGUUAAGAUACGUAAAUAGGAUGGGUAAUGAAGUAUCAAACG
Bombus terrestris (buff-tailed bumblebee) is the source of this 1489-nucleotide messenger RNA. RefSeq names its product tryptophan 2,3-dioxygenase (gene vermilion). The coding region runs from base 146 to 1423 and encodes 425 amino acids. Lineage: Eukaryota; Metazoa; Arthropoda; Insecta; Hymenoptera; Apidae. The transcript has 8 exons. The record is from RefSeq and is a predicted model, not a curated record. Gene Ontology annotation, molecular function: L-tryptophan 2,3-dioxygenase activity; metal ion binding; heme binding.